AACUUCCCAAAGCAGCAUGAAGAGAUAUGAGAGUCGUCGGGCGGCGCGCUACCGCCAUGUCACCUAGAGAGAAACAUUUAGCGCUUUUCUCUGUUUUAUGCUUAGUUUUGCUAGUAUUUUAUUAUAUACCUAUCAUUAUUUACGGAACUUUAAUUCUAUCAGUCUGCUGUUUUGCCUUUUACUAUCGCAGUGGAGAACAUCUACCCGCCAGGUUAGGCCCGAAUCCUCGGGGUGGGCUACACAUCCCAGCCGUGUUCCGGGGCUGGUUGCCGGGCUUGGAGACGACCGGCGUGUCGCUGGCUGCACGGGGAAAACCGAAAAGGAGCAUCAGCAGCUACAAAGCUGAGCACAGAGAAACAGAGGGACACUUCAGACAAAGACCUAGUGAAACCGGGAUUUAUCGAAGAGAAGCCUUGUCAAGCGACUCAUUUCUUUUCAGCCCCCGGGAUUUUCUCAUGGGGAGUUAUAUCGGGAAACCCGAAAGUCCAACCGCCGACUCUGGGAGGCCAAGAGUCGGGAGAAACCCCCGAGAGCAGCUGCGGGAAAGGCUGGCCAGAUCCAACCAUGCUGUCUAUACCCCGAACAGAAGACUUUCAUUCACUGGUGAGACGCUGGGUGCCCCGGGGAGGUUCACCAUCACCCCUCAGCGUCACUACCCCCUGCAGCAGCUCGGUGUGUCCUCAGUGGGAGUUCUGCCUCCCGUCAAGUGGGAUGGCUUCAGAAAGAAGAACAUCCUCAGUCCUCGUAAUUCCCCGUCUGCCCUCAGCCCUGUCACCGUGAAGAUCGCAAGACCUGACCACAGGAACCCCAGUGUGAACCAUCAAAGCUGUGCUGGGCUCACCCGGGCCCCUGCUGACCCCUGCUCCAGAGAGAGUGUCCUGAGGGUGUUGAAGGAGAGCCGCAAGAGGGAAAUGGAGGACGAGGAUAGGAACUUCACAACAGAGCAGAGGAGCAAAAGAAGGCGUAAUGACAGCGAUGGAAGUUCUCACUCUGCUUUUGAGCCUCUGCUGCCCAACGGAACGCCAUCCCAGCUGGUCCCCAAACCAGGAAGCCUAAAAAGAGGCAUGACCUUGGCGAUAGACGAGACCACCAUGAAGAGGUCCCGCACCUCCUCCAUCAGCUCUGGUACUGGGGCUCAUGCUGCCAGAGGAACCCCCGGCACCAGGAGAAACGCCAUCCAAAGCUCCUACAGCUCCUCAAUUGGCCUCAGCCAGUGGAAGAAGCCGUCAGCUCCCAGCUCUCCUCUGUCCAGCCUCGAAUCAUCUCGCUCUCAGACUCCAGAAGGAGCCUCUAAAAGAGCCAGAGAGGAAGACAUCCAGUCUCCCAGCUCAGCAUCUUCUGUGAGGUCAGAUCACACAAUGUCAGAGAAAACACCCGAUACUUCAAAACAAAGUCCAGUCCCCAAAGUUCCUGUCACAACAAGAGACUCAACUGGAAGUGGCGGAAAAAGAAAAAGAAAGAUCCAGCUGGUGUCCAGCAACCGGGAUGAUCAAAUAUCUCUGCCUCCACCCCCUGAGCUGGGCUACACCAUCACAGCAAGAGAUCUGGACGAAGAGAAAAAGGCAGCCAUCAGUAAGAUCCAGAAAGUCCUGGAGACUCCUGCCUCAGAACCAGAGAAGUCCAUGCCUCCAGAAGCCUCCACUUCAACUCAACCUGCUGCACCCAUGGCCAUGAGCAACCUCCUGGCAGCUCCUCUGCCCACAUCCACCUCUGUCGUUCCAGUCAUUAACCUGGACCCGAUUCCUGGUGGCAGCAGCAGUGCAGCAGCUCCUGCAGGCCCCAGCACUCUUCUGGAGGCCCUCAAAGUGAAGAUCAGUGUCCCCACCAGCUCCACGUCUGCUGCCAACACCACCACAGUGUCUGCAUCAGCCACAGCUCCACCUGCCACCACCUUUACCCUGAAGACCUCCACCCCAAUCCCUACCGCCCCACCUGCCUCUCAGUCCCAGUCUCCCUCCUCUGCUGCUACUGUGGGCCAACCCUCUGCCUUCACCCAGGUGCUGGCUCAGGUUUCCAAGGCAACCACCAGCAUUCCUGCUGCACCUAUAACCGGACCGACCCUGUUUGGACUGCCUGCUCUGAUCAGCAGCUCCUCUGUUCCUUCAGUCUCCACCACCGCUGCUCCACCUCUAGCUCCAACCAGCAGCUCUCAGCCCAUCAGCACGACCAAUCCUCUCCUGACUGCCGUGUUCAAGCCUAUCUUCGCAGCCGCCACAACCACUUCCUCACCUGCAUCCUCGUCAGAAACCAAACCCCAGCCCCAGAACUUCAAGCCCAUCUUUCCGCAGCCCCCCUCCAUCUCUGCCACCUCCACAGCCUCCACCCUCUCUGCCACUACAUUAUCCGUGUUUGGCGUGACAACCAGCAGUUCCAGUUCGUUCUCUGGCUUUAACAAUGCUUCAGCUGGCAUCACUACGACGACUCAGCCUGCAACCCUGCCGGAGGUUAAAUCCCUCUUUGGGAACUGGUCCUCACCGCCCACAACCAGCAGCUGCAGCUCUGCUUCAGGGCAGCCUCUGAGCACAGGGAGCAUGUUCCAGUUUGGAGCUGCAGCCACCACUGCUGCAGCAACAACUGCUGCAUCUGCUCCUGCGAUCUCCAAAACAAGCAACUUCAGCUUUGGAGCCGCGCAGCCGGAUCCCCAAGCUCCCAAAGUGUUUUCCUUCGGUCAACCCUCAUCUAGCCAGAGCACCACUACUGCUUCGUUUGGGGGAUUUGGUCUUGCCAACACGGUUUCCACCGCUGCUCCCACUGCAACUGUGGCCACUACUGCUGCUACCGCCACUACCCAGCCCACACAGCCCACAUUCACUUUUGGAAAGCCAACAUUUGAAGCACCAACAGCCCAACCGGCCUUCAGCUCUUCGUCGGCUCCCCCGAAGCCCUUCACCUUUGGGAGUGGUGCCGCAUCAUCCACAACUGCUGGCACCGCCACAGCACCGGCUCCAUUCACGUUCGCAGCGCCCGCUCCUGCCGCUGCUACAUCAGCUCCCACCUUUGGGACUCCAGCUAAACCAGUGUUUGGCACCGGCUCCACUGGUUUUGCAUUUGGCGCCAAUGCAGCCCCUUCAGUCACACCAAGCUUCGGCGGAUCAACGCAGACUCAGAGCUCCUCCACCUCUACGUUCCCAUUUGGAAGCAGUAGCGGCGCCGCCCAGCCAGCAGCCUCUGGAUCAGCUCAGCCUACGACUGGUGGAUUCAACUUCGGAGCCAGUAUGUCGUGCCCCCAGUUCGGAACACCAGUUUCCAGUAAUACAGCACCGCAGAUGGGAAGCUUCAACUUUGGAGCAGGUGCUGCUGCAGACAAGCCAGCUUUUGGGACAUCAACCCUGUCAUUUGGCCAGGGUGCCACUCCAGGUCCGAUUCCCUUUGGAAGUCCAGCAACUCCAGUCCAAGGCUUUAACGCUGGUCCUUUCGGGUCUCCUGCAACCCCCACCUUCUCUAUUGGAGCCGGAUCGAAGCCGUCCGGUGCACGUCAGAGGUUGCAGGCACGAAGGCUGCAUAACAGGAAGAAGUAACCCGUUGAACGUGUCCGACACCAUUUCUAGAGGACCAUGGCAAGCCUGACUAAUACGCCUUCAUGGCUUUAGCUCCAACAUCCUCCAAUCAGGCUGCCGCCCUCCUCUCCCUUGUUUCCUUCCAGUCCAACAGCAGCGUGUGCUGGCCCGGAGCGCUGAGUUAGCAGAGGAGUUAGUGAAUGUCACAGCAGGAGGGAAUCAUCCACAACAACGUGCUAUACUUGAAGAAAGAACAGACAGUCGAGUUGUUGGAUUCUGAACAAAAAAGUACAUCCAAAGUUUCUCGUCCUCUUUCAGUACAUGGACGCUCCUGCCGAUUUUGUCCGGAGGAGAAAGCUGAGACGUUUAUUUUUUUACUCAAUCUCUGGUUUGUAUGUUACCGAAUGUUUCAGUACAAUGAGUCUAAACAGGAGAAGUGCUCAGCUGCUUCAGAUGAGGUGCAAGAGUGAACAUGUAAUUGCAUUUAAAUUAUUUUUUUAAUUGGCUCUCUGACCUUGUAAAUGGAUGAAUGAUGUUUCUGCACUUAAAGGGCAACUCGGUUUAUGUCUCAAUGUAAUUUUUUGCAGAUGCUCAUGCAUAUCAAUAUUGCAAGCAUUCCCAGAGUCCUCCCAUGGAUGGCCUUUUUUCCUUAAAUCCUUAUCUUUUUUUUGUUUAUAUGAAGCAUUUGCCAACACUGAUGAAAGUAGCAGGUCAGUUUGUGAUUGGGAUGACUACUUCUGACCUGUGCAGACAAACCAAAGCCAACUGCUCAACUUCAUGUCUGUGAAAAGAAUAUAUGAUCUCCAGUUCACCUUUAAAUGCUGAGAUAUGUGUGUUUGUACGUGUGAGUGUGUGUUUGUGCCAGACUACCUCUUUUUAACCACAGGCACUGAAAUGUUUUGUUUAUCCGUAGAUUGGAUUUUAAUUUUAGCUACUGAUCUGUGCAAAUGGUUUGAAAUAUCUGCACACCACAUUACCCUAAUUUCAGAAAUGUCAUUGUUACAGUGGUUUACACAAUAUUAACCUAAAACCACGUAUUUUCAAACACGGGCUGAAUCUGGACUCUUGGAUACAAGGAGUUUUGUUUUUAAUAUUUUGCGACAUGGUUUCUGGAAUUUUUGUCAUUAUUUUAAUGUUGGUUGCUUCAUCAAAAUGGUUUGUUGCUUCGUAAUGAUUGCUCUCUCGUGACACCUGAACAGCAACUGAGUUAGUAUUUGAUGAGGUUUUUUCCUGAAUGAAUAAAAUCACAGUUUGAGAUGUGAAUGUUCAAAAUUGUACACAUAAAACAUUGAGUGCUUUUUUUCUGAGAUUAGGUGGGUAAAAUAACCUUUAAGUAAUUUUUUCUUGCAGUUUUUGUUUUUAUUAUUUAAAUGUGUAUAAAACAAUGCUGGGAUGUGUAAAUAAUUAAGCCUGGUAUUCAGUGGUAAAAAUCCACUUUUUAGCUAUUAUCUAGCAUAAAAAGUAUAAAAUGACAACCAAGAUGUCCUAUGUUCCAAAGAGUGAUCCAAGAAAUCUUGAGAAUGAUUUCGCAGACCUAGUAUUAAGACUUUUACACAAGUUGACUGCAGUGUUCCUAAAUGAAUCUUUUCCUACCUCAGAAUUUCUAGGAAAUUUCUUGUUUUGAAACAAGUUAACCGUCUUGAUUUAAGUGUGCUCCAGAAUCGGUG
This is a messenger RNA of Xiphophorus hellerii (green swordtail), 5164 nucleotides long. RefSeq names its product POM121 transmembrane nucleoporin (gene pom121). NCBI's taxonomy places the organism in Eukaryota, Metazoa, Chordata, Actinopteri, Cyprinodontiformes, Poeciliidae. Gene Ontology annotation, molecular function: structural constituent of nuclear pore. Gene Ontology annotation, biological process: RNA export from nucleus; protein import into nucleus. Gene Ontology annotation, cellular component: nuclear pore. The coding region runs from base 27 to 3518 and encodes 1163 amino acids. The record is from RefSeq and is a predicted model, not a curated record. The transcript has 13 exons.